AUGGAAGAGUUGGCGAUGGUCUUCACGUCUACCAACGGCCCAUGGGAGGAGUGGCUGUGUGUUCAGGUUGGAUGCGGAAAGGCGCAUGGUGUCAGCUUCGCGAAGGCAGCGGAGCAUGCGGCAUCGGUUAUGCAUUGCACCGAGCGUCUCAAGGCGAGAUCGACGAUGCGUCAGAGCAAGGGGAAGAUGAACCUCCUGGUGGUCAAGAAGGAGUUUGGGAUGGAGAAUCAGCGCAUGCUGGAGGCGUGGGCUGGUUUCGACCUCAGAGAUGAUAUCCGGGCGCUCAACCCCGGAGAGAGGCAGUACACGUUCAAGGCGAGGCCGCUGAAGAAAGAACUACACCUGGUGAUAUCGGGGGAGCAGCACGGCUUCAUACCAGGGAGGAGCUUUGCAUACGCAGUUUCGGUUGUAGCUGACACGGUGGAAGCCGCGGACAACGGGGGGGAGGACUGGUACAUCCUCAAGGUGGAUUUCCAGAAGGGGUACGAUACGGUGGCGAGGCCGUACCUCUUUGAGACAAUGGACAAGCUGGGCAUACCGGCGGAGUUCAUUCGGUGGACAGAGGGGCUGCACCACGGCUUCUGGACGAGGUUGGCGAUUAACGGCUGGGUAGGAGAGAGGGUGGAGAUGCAAAGAGGUGUGCGACAAGGGUGCCCCCUGGCCCCGUACCUCUUCCUGUGCGCCCUUGAGCCGCUGUGCCAAAAUAUCAAGGAAACGAAUCUGGGGUUGAGCGCGGAAAGGGCGACAGAACUGUCAUAUGUCGGCUAUGCGGACGAUACGACGCUGAUCCUGAAAAGGGAAGAGCAGCUGAGGGAAGCGGAGGCAGUUUUGGAGCAGUUCGGGGCGAUGUCAAGCAUGCGAACGAACAAAGACAAAUCAGUGGUCAUGCCGCUGGGAAGGAACAAAUGGAAGAGCGGAGCAGAAGGGGUGAAUUUCAAGUGGGCAGCGGAUGGGGUGCCGGAACGCAUGCUCGGGAUAUGGAUCACGCCGAAUGGAGAUGCAUGGCCAUCCUGGGGGAAAGCGUGGGAAAAAGGGAAAACGGAGUUAGUCAAGUGGGAGAGUCAGCAUCUGCUGACAGCGGCGAGGGUGAUAGCAAUUAAUGCUUACAUCAUGCCGAUCUUUAUCUUCCAGGGGCAGGUCUACCCGCCGCCGGAGGAACUCUGGAAACACAUCAAGAAGACGUGCGACAAUUACGUCUCCAGUAGGGAGGCCACAGCGGAUAAGUAUUUCGUGCUGUGGAGUGGAGAGUUGGCGCGCCUGCCAAAUAAAGAAGGGGGGUUGGGGUUGAUAGACCCCAAAGCGAGAAUCGACAGCAUGGCGGUCAGAAUGCAAUGGCCGGGCGGCAGCCAGAGAUGGAAGGCGGCGGUCGGGGCGUUCUGGGAGUCCCCGUAUGCGGAGUUGUCGGAGUCAAAAACCGGUUGGGAGGUGGAGCAAGCAAAGGUGUGCUUCAACCGCAAAGUCAUGUUCAGGGGGAAGAGCCCUUACGAGAAUCAGCAGGGCAUGGAGGGUAUCAGAGAGGCGAACUUUGGCGUCCUGGUGAAGGAAGGGCCGGGGGGGGGGGGGGGAGCGCACAAUGAAGAGCAAGGAGACUGUGAGAACGGAGCUGGAAGGGGUAGCAACAGCCAGAUGGGCGCUGAUGGCAUAUGUGGCGAUGUCGGAGGAAUGGAAAGCGAUGGUCAUGGCAAGCAGAACAGCGGAGGCGGUGGCAGCAGUGGCGGAGGUCGUAAGGACGUACCUCCGUAG
This is a messenger RNA of Closterium sp. NIES-65, 1743 nucleotides long. Lineage: Eukaryota; Viridiplantae; Streptophyta; Zygnematophyceae; Desmidiales; Closteriaceae. The record is from the annotation of a GenBank genome assembly.